Messenger RNA from Hydractinia symbiolongicarpus, 1368 nucleotides. RefSeq lists its product as uncharacterized. NCBI's taxonomy places the organism in Eukaryota, Metazoa, Cnidaria, Hydrozoa, Anthoathecata, Hydractiniidae. The transcript has 3 exons. The coding region runs from base 1 to 957 and encodes 318 amino acids. The record is from RefSeq and is a predicted model, not a curated record.
AUGGAUUGCUCGCCAGAAUAUGUGGACGAUAUUGAAAGGAAACAAUUACCGGUAGAUACUGCUGGUGAGGAGCAACUAAUUAGACGAAAAAAACGACGAGCUCGUCAUAUGACGAUGAAGUAUGACGACACGUCAAAGAUGCUUGCCGACAUUGAAGCGGCGAAAGAGCUUAGUGAAGGUCAGCGUAUGGAUAAAGUUGAACACCCGGUGAAGGGGCGUGAAAGAGAAGGGGGUAUAAAAGCAAACCCUGCGGAGGAGGAACAACAUUAUGGGAAAAGCAAAGUUAUGGAGGGUGAUAAACAAGUAAAGGUAAAAUCUUGCUUGAAAAAGAAAACGGAAGGAGAUCAGUUGAAAGGAAAACAAACGCUCAAUGUUAAUGGUAAUGUUGACAACAGCAAAGCAAGGAAAGUUUUCUUUUCUGAAGAGGUGACCUAUUACGAGGAUUUUGCUUCGAUCAAAACCAAGAAGAAGCGAAAGUUUCACAACCUGCGCAACGCCACGAUCAUUAUUGAAAGAAAGAAAACAGUUCUUGUAAAAGCUAUGAGAAAGUUGGUUGAGAAACACAAAGCAACAAAGCUGAAGUUACUGGAGGAGAAGAAAGCUGUUAUAUUGAAAGCCGCAGAAAUGGAGUCACUCAAUUUGGUUCUUAGUGGAAAGGAAGUCGAGUUGCGGAAAAAAGAGAAGGAGAUUGCUUGCAUGAAAGCCAAUGCGUCUGACAUAAAAACCACUGUCAGUGAAUCACUCCAAAAAUCCGUAACUAAAUUGGAUACAGUGGAAGAAAACAUCAGAGCUGAUAUAAGAAAAAUCGAGCGAAAGCUUGCACAACGCUGGCGCUUUGUCGGAAAGAAGAAACUUCUAGCAGAAAAGCAGAAACUUACUGUUAUGCUAGAUACAAUCUGCGCAACAUCGCAGACAUUACAGAAAGAUGCCAUCCUUUUGGACACCUUCAAAUUUUAAAAACAUUUCCCACACAUUGUAUAUUUUUUGUAUAUUUGAGGGGAAGAGGUUGUGGUUGUACGUUUGUGUGUACUGUCCAGAUAGCCCCAUCUUGUUUGUCUCGAUGAGUACUUAAGAAGCAGUUUGAUCUGUCAGCUAACUGUCUUGGUCCUCACUGGUAGCUCAGUUGGUAGAGCGUGACAUCAAACAGUGUCAAGGUCGUAGGUUCAAUUCCUACCCAGUAAUUUGACCAAGACACAAAGCUAAUGAUCUUUCUGCUGCUUCAGUGCUCAAAGUGAUAAAUGUCAGUGGUUGUCGAAUGUGUUGUAAACUUGUUAUAUGUCUGUUUUGUGUGGUGUAGCUACGCCCCUUCCUUUUCAAAAUCUUGGUCUUUUAUUUUGUUAAUAAAUUUUCACACAUAUUUUGUUUAUU